Messenger RNA from Lodderomyces oxycetoniae, 2430 nucleotides. It is a transcript of the gene HCM1, whose product is annotated as Hcm1p. NCBI's taxonomy places the organism in Eukaryota, Fungi, Ascomycota, Pichiomycetes, Serinales, Debaryomycetaceae. The coding region runs from base 1 to 2430 and encodes 809 amino acids. The record is from RefSeq and is a predicted model, not a curated record. The transcript has a single exon. Gene Ontology annotation, biological process: regulation of transcription by RNA polymerase II. Gene Ontology annotation, molecular function: RNA polymerase II cis-regulatory region sequence-specific DNA binding; DNA-binding transcription factor activity, RNA polymerase II-specific.
AUGUCCUUCACCACUGAAAGGUUAACGUCAAGGAUACCCUUACUGGACUCAACAAACUAUUAUCCAAACAUCUUUUCAGAUGCUUCACUUACAUCCACAUCUACCCCGUCAAAAGUAAUAACCAAUACCAAUAAAUCAACAGCUAUAACGCAAACUCCACCAACGUAUUCCAAAAGAGUUACUCAUAACCAGAUAUACGACGCCUUUUCCACUCCACUAAGAGCAAUACAUUUGGACCCAACAGUGAUAUCAAAUCUAGAUCAAAAUCUGUUAAUAAAGUCGAGUUAUUUGUCCCCUGCUUUAUCGUCACCACAGAACCACCAUAAUUAUCAUCAUCGUCUUCUUUUCAAUACAUUUGAAGACUCUACUAAUCAUAGGUCACCAAUAAAGAAACAGAAAAAAUUCAAAUCUUUAGAGUCUGCUGCAUCUGGUUCUAGCUCUGCAUCUGGUUCUGCAUCUGGUUCUGGCUCUGCAUCUAGCUCUGGUUCUGGUUCUAGCUCCGGCUCUAAUCCCAAGUCUGGUUCGGCCCCAUUUACCCUUUAUUCAGAAGAGAAACCGCCAUACUCAUACGCGACUUUAAUUGGAAUUUCCAUUUUAUCACAUCCAGAGAAAAAAUUAACAUUAUCUCACAUUUAUCAAUGGAUAUCAGAAACAUUUAGAUUUUACAAAAAAGAAGAUGUGGGCUGGCAGAACUCAAUUAGGCAUAACUUGUCUCUAAAUAAAGCAUUCGUUAAGGGAGAGAAAUCUAAAGAUGGUAAAGGCCAUUUUUGGUGUAUUAAACCUGGUUAUGAAGAGCAGUUCCUUAGAAGUAGAAGCGUUAAGAAAUCAUCAUACCAUGAAGUAAUGGAUCAAAUAAAUCAGGCUACGAAAAUAAACGCUGCCAAUGCCGCGGCAAAGAAGCUACGCGAGGAAGUAGAAGCAAAACAAAGAGAAAGAGAAAAAGAAAAAGAAAAAGAAGAAGGUAAGCAAGGUGAAGAAGGAAAAGCAAGAGCACAAACAGAAAAACGAGUAAUAGAAGAAGAAGAAGAGGGUGAAGUUGAAGUUGAAGUUGAAGAUGAAGAUGAAGAUGAAGAUGAAGAAGAGAAAGAUGGAAAAGGAAAACGCAAGCAUAAAAAGCAAAGCAAUGCAUCAGUAUCUCUUUCUGCUUUGACUCAAGAAACGGAAACUAAAUCAUUCAAGAGAAAUCGAAAACUAGUAGCGUUGUUGUCUUCUCCAACUUAUACCAAAAAGAGAGAUUUUUCCCAUAAUGGCGGUGAUGAUGAUGAAUACGAAGAUGAAGAUGAUGAGGAUAUCACUCUACUUGACCCACCUAUGAAAAAAUUCAAGUCGGAACAAAAUACUUUAAGGGAUAAUAUCGACUAUGCUAGUUGGCAAGUGCUUUCUCCCAAUAAUCAAGCAAUUAAAUUACCUUCUAUUAAUCUGCUACCUGUGGUAUCCAUCACCGCUACUCCAAAACAACAACGAACAACUAAUCCACGAUUUAUAAUCAAUGAUGAGGGAAAGUCUCCCGAUAAACCCAUUAUAGCUGAAAAGAAUCUUACGUAUACUUCAUCUUUUAGUUGUAACUCAAAUUUUGAAUUAUCUCCAUUAAGAACAAGUGAAACUGGUCCUUUAUUAGAACCACUAACACCAGCAAAUAACAACCUAUUCCAAUAUUCAAACCAGCCAAAACAAUACUACCCACAGGAUCAACAGCAUGACCAACAACAAGACCAACAACUGCGACAACAGCUACAGCAACUGUACCCACAACAACCACAGCAACUGUACACACAACAAUCGCAGCAACAGUACCAGCAGCAGCAACAACAACAAUACCAACAGUAUCCUCAACUGCAGCAUCUACAUCAUAUGGUUUUCUUGGGUAAGUCUCGUACACCUAAAUCCAGCAGCAAAAAAACACCAUUGAGAAGUACCAGUAUAAGAACUACACCACAAACCAGUUCAAUAAUGAAGAAACUAUGGAAUAGUCCCCCUUCUUAUUUAGAUGAUUUUUACUUCAGUCCAUUGUUAAUGAGUAGUCAACAUUGUCAUUCGCUACAUGUACCGCCAUUGAGCACGGUACACCAACAACAACUACCAUCACAACAGCAGCAACAACAACAACAACAACAACAACAACAACUGCUGCAGCAGCAGCAACCACAACAGCAAUCAAUGGCAGCCACUACUUAUUUAAAUACAGCAGCAGCAGCAGCAGCAGCAGUAGCAUCGUCACAUUCGAAAUUGAGCAAUAUUGUGGGAAAUGGUACAAUGGGUAUAGCGUCAUAUGAUGAUGAUGAUUUGAUAUUGAGGAACUUGAAUCAUCCCCAAUUAUCUAUACAUCUGAGUCCCAUUUUGAAACGAGGAUUUAAUGACCUAGAAGAAUUGAAAAGUAGUAAUAUUAAGAAUAUAAUUUUGGAUCUAAGAAAGUUGGAAAGAAAUGAUUAG